Messenger RNA from Eimeria necatrix, 2412 nucleotides. Its product is annotated as tudor / staphylococcal nuclease domain-containing protein, putative. Gene Ontology annotation, molecular function: RNA binding; nuclease activity. Lineage: Eukaryota; Apicomplexa; Conoidasida; Eucoccidiorida; Eimeriidae. Gene Ontology annotation, biological process: regulatory ncRNA-mediated gene silencing; mRNA catabolic process. The coding region runs from base 1 to 2412 and encodes 803 amino acids. The transcript is spliced from 10 exons. The record is from RefSeq and is a predicted model, not a curated record. Gene Ontology annotation, cellular component: RISC complex; cytosol; nucleus.
AUGGCCAGCGGCGUCGCGACAGUCAAGGAGGUUAUCUCCGGCGACACUUUGGUGCUCGUGGGGGCGCCCAAGGGGGGGCCCCCCCCGGAGAAGCGCGUGAGCCUGUGCUCCGUGGUGGCCCCGCGGGUGGCCGUGAAGACGCUGACGCACGAGAGCAGCGACGAGCCCUUCGGCUUUGCUGCUCGCGAGUUGCUGCGGCAGCAGCUAAUUGGGCAGCAAGUUCAGUUCAAAGUGGAGUUUGCUGCAGCAGGAAAGGAAUACGCAUGCGUUUUGCUGCAGGGCCAAAACGUGGCCUGCGAGCUCCUCAGGAGGGGGCUGGCCAGGCUCCGCGACAACAAGAACCCCCCCGUCGCUCACGACCUCCGCGAGCUGGAGGAGUGCGAGGCCGAGGCGAAGGCGAAGCAGCUGGGCCUCUUCAGCAGCAGCAGCAGCAGCAGCAACACUGUCCGCGAGAUCCACUGGGCCGUGGGGGACCCCGCCUUCGUUUCGGAGUUUGCUGCUAAGUACAAGGGGCAGCGGCUGCCGGCAAUUGUGGAAUAUGUUCGAGACGGAGGGUCCUUAAGAGUGGCCAUUCAAAUGAACAAAGGGGGGGCCCCCGGGGGGCCCCCCGGGGGGCCCCCCGGGGGGGCCCCCGAGGGGCCCCCCGUCUUCACUUACUGUGCCCUUUCCCUCUCCGGAAUUCAGUGCCCUGGCGCCAAGAGGGACGCAGAGGGCAACCUGGUCCUAGAGCCUUUCGCAGCGGAAGCUCGUUUUUUCGUGGAGAUCCGGCUGUUGAAUCGGGACGUGACAGUGCGCGUGGAAGGCAGCGACGACUACGGCAACUUGCUGGGCACUGUCUACCACCCCAACGGACUAAUUAGUUUACUUUUAUUGUCAAAUGGAUUUGCCCGCGUCAAUAAUGCCACUGCGCAGCUCACGGAGGAGCCCCAGAAGCUCCGCCAGGCCAUGAAGGAGGCGCAGGCCAACCGCCUCAGGCGCUGGAAGGACUACAAUCCCGCGGGGGGCAGCGACCCUUUGGAGAAGGUGUACGCGGCGACUGUGGAGGAAGUGCUCAGCGGUGACAGCGUGAUUUUGAAACUUCCUUCCGGGACUUCUCGUCGCGUUUACUUCGCCUCAAUUCGCUGUUUGAGGCCCGCCGGCCUCAACAAGACUCAGUCGAGAGAAGACGAGGCCAUUGCCUUGGAGGCCAAGGAGCUCGUGCGCAAGAAGACAAUUGGAAAAAUGGUCAAGGUGUUUUUGGAGUACGUGCGGGCGCCGCUGCCGACAGCCACGGGGGUUGCUGCGCCGCCGCCGAGCGACAGCAAAGGCAACAUGCAUUUUGUUUCUGUUUAUGUUGGGUCUUUGAAACUUUUGGGAAUUCCGGAAGAUUACGACGGCUCUGCGAAACUCAGCGAAGACAGAAAAGGCCAAAACGUCUCCGAGCUGCUGCUCCAGGCCGGCCUCGCCAGGACCGUCCCGCACAGGGCCGAAGACGAUCAAGCGGAGCGCUACGACGUGUACCAGCAGCUGGAGAAGGAGGCGCAGGCAGCAAAGCGCGGCCAAUUUGCUGCUGCAGCAGCAAUUAAAGUAGUUCGUUUGGUGGACUUAAUGGGCCCUGCAAAUGCCCAAAGAGCUGUGGCUCAUCUGCAGCAGCUGCAGCGCUACCCCCAGAUCGAAGCCAUUGUUGAAAACGUCUUCAAUGCUGCGAGAUUCAGACUCAGGAUUCCUUCACAAUCUCUGAUAAUAUCUUUUGCCCUUUCCGGGAUCCGCUGCCCGCAAACAGCCAGGGGGCCCCUCCCGGGGGGCCCCAAAGAAAGAGCUGCUGAGCCUUAUGGCCCGGAGGCCCUUCAGUUCAGCCGCAGCAGAGUGCUGCAGCGCGAGGUGUACAUACAGGUGGAGCAGUGCGACAGGGGGGGCAACUUCAUAGGCACGCUGCUGUACAGCAGCAGCCAGCAGCAGCAGCAGCAGCAGCAGCAGCAGCAGCAGCAGCAGAGGGUGAACCUCGCGGUGGAGCUGCUGGCAGCAGGGCUCGCGCAGACUGUGCCCUUCUCGCUGGCCCGCAGCGCAUGCAGAGAAGCUCUUGCUGCAGCAGAAGCAGCAGCAAAAGCAAACCGAAUUAACUUGUGGGGCCUCCCGGGGGCCCUCGAAGAAGAUAAUGAACCUGCUGAAACUUUCAUGGAAAAGAAUCUUAGCGGAGUUGUUGUUUCCCACAUCGACAAAUUCGACUCCUUCUACAUCCAGGAGGAAAGAAGCGACAAGUUGGACUCCAUAGCAGCAGAAAUCAGAGAAGCAACAGCAGCAGCAGCAACAGCAGACUCCACUUAUACUCUCGCGGGAAUGCCGCGAAAAGGCGAAAUCAUUUUGGGGCUGCAUGCGGCCGACGGCCAGGGUGGAGGGCCGGGAGGGCCCGCAGCUGAGCGUUUGCUACAUUGA